Molecule: messenger RNA, 1377 nt
Organism: Trichobilharzia regenti
Lineage: Eukaryota; Metazoa; Platyhelminthes; Trematoda; Strigeidida; Schistosomatidae
Source: the annotation of a GenBank genome assembly
UUAGAACGGGAUCAGGAUUAUGGGUUUUAUCAUAGCGUUAUAUGAUUGGUGAAUACACAGUAAUCGUAUUGGUAUUUCUUCCCAGUGAAAACUCAUCCAGUUAAUUCAUUAAAUGCGUUUCCUUUAAAAAAGUGAGCAUAGGAUUUAAAAAUCACUUCACUCAAUUUUAUUUGGAAAUAAAAACCAAACCGCAUCAAUCCUCAUGGAAGAGAAUCAUCCGUGGAAAAUAUCGUUAUUUUAUGCCAUUUUUGAUUAAUAUAAAUCUAGAAAAAAACAAUGUUAUAUGUUCAAUUUCCACUUCGUGUAAUCAUAACUAUUGAAGGAUUUAUUGGAGCUAUAUUAAAUUCAUUAUCAUUAUUUGUUGUGUUUAAAACACGUUUUGGUUCAAGGUCAACAACACUAAUGCUAAGAUUACAACCAAUAUUCGAUAUGUCUGCGUGCUUUUUAUACGCAAUGUAUACAGCAACAGAGAAUGGUAGACCGACGAAAAUUUUAUUCAUAGAUAAGAUAUUAUGUUAUUUAUGGUCAAAUAAUAUUGCAUUUUGGUUAGGUGUUGUUUUAAGUGUUCACAAUAUUGUAUGUAUUUCAGUCGAUCGUUUUAUUGCUGUAUUAUUUCCUAUCGUAUAUAAACAACACCAAUUAUUAAUAAUUGUAAUGUUUGCUAUUUAUGAAUUCUGUAUGAUAGGAUUAUUAUUUGUACCGAUAAUAUUUUUCCGACUUUUUAUUAAUGGUACAUGUACGUAUGUGACUGGACCAGAUGGAAUAGACUCAAAUGUAUACAUUGCGUUUCGAGGAUAUACAUGGUUAAUAUUUCAAUAUAUCCUUCCAUUAAUUACUGUUACCAUGUGUCAUGCAUUAAUUGUCAUACAGAUGAAAAAGCGACAACGUCGAUCUACCAAAUCGUUAUCAGUGGCUGAAAUUUCACAUAUUGAUGGUUUGCAACAACAUGUAGACCAUGCAUCGAAUGAGAAUAAAAGGUUAGUUGGUUUAGUAGUGAUCACUGCAUUGAUGUCAAGUCAACAGGCUAUACUGCAUUCAUACGAGAAUAUACGUUAUUUCUUGACAAUGUUAAACAUUGUCAUAUUUAGUUAUGGUACAGUUGGUCAACAAAUGGGACCGUUUCUGAUUCUAUUAAGUAGUUGUAUAAAUCCAUGUAUACUUAUUGGGACAACAGUAUCAUUGCGCAGACAAUUUUCAAGUUAUGUACACAAAAUAUGGACUGUAAUCAGGAGAAAAUGAAACUCUCUAUGAUCUUUGUUUCUGUCUUUGAAUUUUAAAGUCAUUUUGGCGCCACUGUUACCCUUCAUAGUUAGUAUCACACUUUUGCCUGUAAUUUCGGAGCUAAAUCCUUCGUCUGUUAGUCAUGUUCAAAUGUUC